UUUAAAAGACCUCACACCAGCUCCACCAGCCCCACCUCUGUGAGAGUUUGAGGUUUAGGGGGGUCUGUGUGUCCUCGUCCCUACAGUACAAUAUGCUGUACACUGCCAGCAGCAGCUGCACUGUUACUUCCAUGUCUUGACCAGUAUGGGUAGAUGGAAACUGUGGUUUGUUCCGCUUCUGCUGCUAACGUUUUGUAUCGACAGCAAAGAGAUUCUUGUGAAAACCAUUGGGAGAGAACCAGAUGUCACUCCAUUAUGCACCAACACUACACUGAGUAUCAUCACACUGAUAGUGUGUAAGAUCAGCACAGAGAGGAGCCGGGGAGCAGAGUGUCGUCUGCUGUAUCAAUAUGGACAGGGCUUUGUGCACGAAUGUGACUCCAGAUUCACACUUAUGACAAAGAAUCAGACUGUGUUUCUCCACCUGACCAGUUUAAAACCAGAGGACAGAGGGAACUACACCUGUGAGUGUUCACAUCCUGGUGGAACAGAUAUUCUCCAUCUGAAUAUCACUGUGGAAGAGGAUGAAGACGCUGGCAGUUCAACACAAAUGCCUAUUCCGAGUGCUUUGAUUGGUGUAACUAUAGUCAUCAUUAUAACUGGAGUAAUUCUGGGAUUUAUCCUCAGAAAAAUUCACCACAGGAGACAACUGGAACCCCUGCCCAGUCAUCCAAACACGGAACCACAAGACACUGAGCCGUGCGGCACCUUCAUACAGAAAGAGAAUGAACUUUAUUCACCUGCCAGAAGUUGUGAAACUACUAUUAAUUAUUUUGAAGAGAUGACACAAAUUUAAGGAUGCCUUUGUAGAUUUUUAAUUAUAUAAUAACUACUCCGAUGUGAUGCAUGUUUUCCUGCUGAAUAGUAAGUGAAACAGUGCCCAUUGAAUAUUUCACACCUUGAAGCGCAUUUAAUUCUAAAACCUAGCUUAACCUAGUUUUCUAUAAAUUGUAUUCCUUUUUUUUUAAGUUAAAUGUUUUAAAAUUAGCACAUUGAGUGCAUUAUACUGUCCGACAAUUAUGUCCAGAAUAAAUUAUAUAAUAAAUGACUGUUUUAAACAAAGUUGACUCCUGUUCUUUUAUUGUCAGCUAUUCAGUCAAAUACCUACAAAGUCAUAAUAAUUAAACACUUAAAUUGUCAUAGUUUGGGGUUUUGUCCUGUUUCCUGUU
Messenger RNA from Siniperca chuatsi (mandarin fish), 1169 nucleotides. RefSeq lists its product as uncharacterized. The coding region runs from base 146 to 796 and encodes 216 amino acids. The transcript has 5 exons. NCBI's taxonomy places the organism in Eukaryota, Metazoa, Chordata, Actinopteri, Centrarchiformes, Sinipercidae. The record is from RefSeq and is a predicted model, not a curated record.